Coniophora puteana RWD-64-598 SS2 is the source of this 2193-nucleotide messenger RNA. RefSeq lists its product as uncharacterized. The transcript is spliced from 12 exons. Lineage: Eukaryota; Fungi; Basidiomycota; Agaricomycetes; Boletales; Coniophoraceae. The coding region runs from base 49 to 2172 and encodes 707 amino acids. The record is from RefSeq and is a predicted model, not a curated record.
GACAAACCCUCGUCGUCGUCCCCUUCCACAUGCCAGCACCCAACGAACAUGGCGCACAACUACCCUCCAGACUAUGAACCCGCCCAGCUUCACGCGAUGCAGCCCAACAGGCGCCAAGAACCAUCCAAGGACUCGGAUCUGACGGAGAGCGCGUUCUGGUGGACCAAAGAUGACUGGACAACGGGCGAGGGUGGCGAGGACAGGACGGACUUUGUGCCUUUGGUGCCGAAUCGUGCGUCGAAUCGAAGAAACUCCUUUAUCAAAGUCACGAAACAGAAUCACAGAUUGUACAUCAUCGAAUACUACCUCUGCUUCACCCUCCACUUUGUCCUAGUCGCGAUGCACAUCGCCUUUCUCGCUGCUGGCGCUGUCGGCGCUGUCGACCACGUCAUCGUCGAGAGCGAGCACUACCAUCGCUACUCUACCGUCCUCGCCAUUGUACCACAAGCUAUCGCGACGCUCAUCGCAGCAGCUCUCGUAUACACCACCCAACGCCUCGCGACCCGCCGCGCGUUCAAGCAGCGCCAGACGCUCACCGCGCUGCACGACCAGAUGUCCGCCUGGGCCGGCCUAGGCUCCGCCGUUAUAUCGCUGUUCAACCAGUUCGACCUCGCAGCCGCCAUCCUGGGAACGGGCACCAUCGUUUCCUAUCUUACGCUCAUUGCCAUCAUACAUAUCACGACGCCGACGCUCAUCGGCCUGGAGCCGACUCAGAUCGCCGUGAACACCACGAUCGGCUCGACGCUGGGCACGCCAAAUCUCACCUCAUUUAUAUCGUGGGCAGAGCCCAACUCAGACAACCCGGACGAGCUCAUCAAGGUCAUCUCGCCCCUGAUCGCCGUCCUCGGUGGCGGUGGCGUGCACAGCGACAGUCUGGUGAUCACCGGGGUCGCCAAUGGGACGCUAUACGAUGUGGUCGAUAUAAACAACGCGACUCAGCCGAUUACCGUCAACGCGACGGCGUUCAAUGUGUCGUGCGGGUACAUGACGGACUUUACUGUUCAGGCGAGGGCGGCGACUGCUGCGGAUCUGCCGACGUUCAAUAUCUCGAAUCCGCAGGUGAAGUGGACGGGGCUGACGAUGGGUGACCUUGCCCCGAGCUCGCUCCGCGAAAUGUCAUCGACCGGUGCCCUGCUGAACACAUCAUCGCACCAGCUCGUCCGACCCUCUCCAUAUACCGUCCUCGUCAGCACCACCAACUUCACCGACUCCUCCGGCUCACCGGGGCCCGGCGUCGUCUCCCUCGGCGGGACAUACAUGUACCCAGACGCGACGCAGGACUGGCAGCGCGUGUGGGCGCUGCAGAUGAUCGGGUGCGCGCUUGAUGUGCAGCACGCGAUGGUCGAUGUUGAUCCUGCGACGCGCACGCUGGUGGACUCGGGUAGUGGUGCAGGUGGGAAUUGGGCGGCGCAGAUGCAGAAGAACAGCUCGGUGUGGAGGGAGUGGGUGCCGCCUGGGGCGAGGAAUGGGAGUAGCGAGGUGGAUCAGGCUAUGCUGGAUUUGUGGUCGUUUGUAUUUCAGGCGGCGUCGUUGACGGCGUACGAUGCGGGCGUGGCGUGUUGCACGCCUGCGGGGUAUCCGAGUCCGACGGCCAGCAAUCAGACGGCGAAGUUGAACGUGGUUGAGCAAUACCUCGCGCUGAACCUGGGCCUGUACCCGGUGACGGACGGCAAGCGCGACGUGUCCCCGGGCAUGUAUCCGCCGCCGCCUGCGCUCACGCUGCAUGAGCUGGAGAAUGCGAUGGCGGGUGUGACGGCUGCUGCUUUUUAUUCUGCACUGCACUCGCAGCCAAACGCGCUGGACGACACGAUUAUGCUCCCGAGCCAGUCAGCCUCCAUUGGCGCGGUGAUGAGCGGGGUGAGCGAGAUGACGUAUAUGACUGCUGCGUCGCGGUUGCACCUCAACAUCCCAAACAUCGGCAUCGGCCUCGCCGCCUCGACGCUCCUCCUCGCGCUCGCGAUCACGCUCGUGCGCAACCCGGACGGACCGGAGCCGCUCGUGGCUGGCGCGGGCAUUCUGCAGACGAUAUGGCUGUCUCAAGGGAAUCCGGCGUUUCGGGAGCGCGUCGCGCGGGUGGAGGAGCCGACGCUGGAGCAGCUGCGCGGGGCGGGGAUGGAUGUGGUUCGGUUUGGGAGGGUGGGUGGUGAGGGGGAGGGGUGGGUGGGGCGGUAGGUGGGGAUGAGGGAGGUGGUG